AUGAUUUUCUGGGUCUCUUUGCUCGACUCUAACGGCGACAUCAAUGACAGAAACCCAGAUGGAUGCUGUACGGCCACUGCCCAAGGUGUUCUUGAGAUUUACAACAACGGAGGAACACCUGCUGCUCGUUUGAUUGGCGACAUCUCUGUCUGGCAAACGAGAAGGAUUAAUCCGAGGCGGGUCGAGACAGAAGAGGAGAAGGCCCAUCGAUACCCGCAAAGACGCACCGAGGACGCAAACAGCAAGACACACAAUCUGGCGUCCGGAGCGGCAAUCAGGCAGCCCUACGAGGCCAGUCAAGCGCCAUCAAGUCACUACUACGCUCCUCCAGGCUCACGAGCAACGCCAGCUAAGCCCAUCAUCCCGGUAAACAGCAGCAUCAGACCAAACGCACAAGAGCAACCUCCAACGACCGGCUUUGGAGGGAUCCACCAGUCUGAGCAGCAUGCUACCGACGGGGAGCAACGAUACGUACGAGCAUCGUCUGACCCAGUCUCGCGACCUGGACUAGGUCACUACUCAAGCAAGCUUGAUCUCGAACCAAACCCAUUCGAGCAGUCCUUCUCGUCCUCGCAUCCUCCGCCGCCAGGCUACAACCCUGCUCUGGCUGCCAACAAGCUGGACUCGCCAUCACUACCCCGGAGAGCGCGAUCGAGCUCGCCCGCGAUACGAACGCCCUCUGCUCAUCCAUUUGCGAGCGGCACAGGCGCAACACCCAGCCAUCAAACUCCGAUUACGCGCGACAUCCAUUCUAGUGCAGGCCAGGCUAACAUUCCCGUAAUUGGAUCGUCUGGCGGAUCUAGCGCUGUGAAGCUACCACCUCUCGCCUCGCUUGCUAGUCCUACCCCUGCCAACAGCACCAGCUUGCACAAUUUUGGCUGGGACUUUGACCAUUCGCUCAGAUCGGGUCCUCUUUCGCCUGCUAUGCUAGCUGGGCCGGCGCAGAAUCAUCAACAACCGCAUCAGCAUCAUCCGCAUAUCAACGGCGCCUCCGGCUCACACUCUUUGUUUGACUCGUCGUCAUUGAGGACUGGCUUGACGCCCAUGAUCGAAGGCGGUGACUUCCCUCCGCCAAGCCCGGCAACACAAGCAAUGUUUGCGAUGAUGACCAAUCAGACUCCCGGCACGGGCGGCAAUCAUGCCGGUGCAGGCGCAGAUAGUAGCGCUCGCAACGAUCCUAAUCACUUUGAGGCGAGCUUCUCAAAGGCAAACGAAACUGCUUCGCUCAGAGUACGAGCGCAAUCCAAUCCCGGCAUCCCUACCGGCGAGGAGGUCGCAAAGGCGGCAGCUGCUGCUGCCGCGCAGACACAAGGUGUCCCGAGGCCACUCACAUCUGGCCAGCGUGCAGCGAUUGCCGUCGGAGCUGCUGCGCGUGGUAGACAAGGCCCGAUACCUACUGGCUAUCACGGUCAGCCAGUGGCGCCGUCUAUAGCGCCAUCUUCGCUCAACAAUGCACAGCAACAACAGCAACAGCAGCAUCAGCAACAACAGCAACAGCAAGCGGCAAUGCAGCACAACGCAUACGCUACUAACCCACUCUAUCUGCUCACACAGGCUUCCCAGGGUCUCGAACAGGGCGGAGAGCCCGAGGAUCUCGUUGCUGCUGCUGCGCUAUCAAAUUUGAAUUCGGCAGGAUCCUAUGGCAAUCUAAAGCACUUGCCAUAUGCAUCUAAUCCCUAUCAUCAACACAGUCAACCUAAUCAGCAGCUACCUAGUGCCACAAUCAGUCAGAACGGGUCAUCCAAUUCGCCCGCUUCGCAAGCUCCCGCCCGUCAGUCAAAGCGCGCGCCGAAAAAGCGAAAGCAAGAGGAAGAUGUGCCAGUCCCCGCUCCGUCUACGAAGAAGACAGGCCGGGCGAAGAAACCGAAAGACGAGCCCGAAGAUAUUGAUUUCAACGAUGGCUCGUCCAGUCUCAACGGAGGUGCAGGCGACGAUGGCAGAUCGGACAAUGGCGACUGGGACGCCAACCAGCCGCCCCGAGAUCCAUCAAAACCAGAGACAGAAGAAGAGAAGCGCAAAAGUUUCUUGGAACGGAAUCGACAGGCUGCAUUGAAAUGCAGGCAGAGAAAGAAAGCUUGGCUUUCUCAACUACAGGCGAAAGUCGAGUAUCUUACCUCUGACAACGAAACGCUACAAAACACAGUCAAUUCGUUACGGGACGAAAUAUCUAGCCUACGAAACUUGCUCGUCACGCAUAAAGAUUGUUCGAUCGGUGCAAACGGACACCGAACGCUUGGCGAAGCGCUCGGUCAUCAACAGCCGAAUCAUUCACCAUUCUGA
Messenger RNA from Mixia osmundae IAM 14324, 2280 nucleotides. RefSeq lists its product as uncharacterized. Gene Ontology annotation, molecular function: DNA-binding transcription factor activity, RNA polymerase II-specific; RNA polymerase II cis-regulatory region sequence-specific DNA binding. Bases 1 to 2280 code for a protein of 759 amino acids. NCBI's taxonomy places the organism in Eukaryota, Fungi, Basidiomycota, Mixiomycetes, Mixiales, Mixiaceae. Gene Ontology annotation, biological process: regulation of transcription by RNA polymerase II. The transcript is spliced from 6 exons. The record is from RefSeq and is a predicted model, not a curated record.